AUGCAGCAAAAAGCGCUACAGACACAGCCACCCCCCGAUGAACCACUCCAGGUGCGCUGGGUAGAAGCCUACUUCCCCUUUACUUCACCCAGCUGGGAGCUUGAGGUAUUUUGGCAAGGAGACUGGCUCGAAGUUCUAGGUUGCGGCGUCGUUUCACAACCUAUUCUCGAUAAUGCUUCAGUGCCGAACCGCGUUGGCUGGGCCUUUGGCAUCGGUCUCGAGCGCAUCGCCAUGCUUCUCUAUUCGAUCCCUGACAUCCGUCUCUUUUGGUCCAAGGACACGCGCUUCCUAUCCCAAUUCAGCGAAAGCCAGCCUAUCAGACGCUUCGUGCCUUUUAGCAAGUACCCAGCGUGCUUCAAGGACGUAAGUUUCUGGCUGCGCAGCAGCUCUAGUGCAGCUGGUGGCGCCUCUCCAAUUCACCCGCCGGCACCUCCUGCCUCGCAGCACCAAAGUCAAUUUCCAAACCCGGAUGCCAUCGCAAACGAUCGCGCACAUGCUGCAUCCUGGACACAAGCUAGCGCAGCCACUGCGUCGACAUUCACAGGAACGACAUCGACAUCGGCACUCUCCGCCUCGCCAUCCGUGUCUAGUGCAGAAGGUGCGAACAGCGAUAAGAAUACCAAGCCGAUUCCGAUGCCGGCUGCACCCGCACCAGCAACCCCAGCAAUCUGCUUCCACGAAAACGACGUGAUGGAAAUCGCACGUGAGGUCUGCGGCGACUUAGUAGAGGACGUGCGCCUCACGGAUGAGUUCAUCCACCCCAAAACUGGCCGCAAAUCCCUGUGCUAUCGUAUCAACUACCGGAGUUUGGAGCGCACCCUAACCAACGAAGAGACUAAUGACCUGCAUGAGAGGUUGCGCAAGCUACUAGUUGACAGGCUGGGCGUCGAGCUACGUUAG
This is a messenger RNA of Parastagonospora nodorum SN15, 900 nucleotides long. RefSeq lists its product as hypothetical. Bases 1 to 900 code for a protein of 299 amino acids. The transcript has a single exon. NCBI's taxonomy places the organism in Eukaryota, Fungi, Ascomycota, Dothideomycetes, Pleosporales, Phaeosphaeriaceae. Gene Ontology annotation, cellular component: cytoplasm; mitochondrion. Gene Ontology annotation, molecular function: phenylalanine-tRNA ligase activity; ATP binding; tRNA binding. Gene Ontology annotation, biological process: phenylalanyl-tRNA aminoacylation. The record is from RefSeq and is a predicted model, not a curated record.